Messenger RNA from Gopherus evgoodei (Goodes thornscrub tortoise), 8232 nucleotides. RefSeq names its product NIMA related kinase 1 (gene NEK1). Gene Ontology annotation, molecular function: ATP binding; protein kinase activity. The record is from RefSeq and is a predicted model, not a curated record. Lineage: Eukaryota; Metazoa; Chordata; Testudines; Testudinidae. Gene Ontology annotation, biological process: protein phosphorylation.
GGAAGGUUGGCAAACCCUAAAUGGACUCGCCGGCCAUUCACAGACACUGAUACAGCACAGCUAUGCAAAUACCCUCCUCCAUCAAUCAUCUAGCCCCGGGGCCCGACUUGCCCCGCCCUGGGCGCGUGGAACCUGCCUCUCUCCGCUCUUUGCUGUCACGUGCUGCUUUUCUCCUCGUUACCACGGUGAAGUCACAAUCGCUGUCCCGCUCGCUGAGAGGCGCAGCCGAACAUGCUUGGCUCGUAUCAUCCAAUGGGAGCCCGGCGUUGGGGACGCGCUCACCCAUUCCGGUUUGAGGUGGGUCUGUAGCUAAGUUGGGUUGAGCGAAGAGCGCCGUGGUUGCUGCUGCGGUAGUAGCAGGGGAAGAGCAUAUUAAGAUCUGCUGAUGAACAGUGCCCUUGUGUAAGGAUGCCUUAGAAAAAGAACCAUGGAGAAAUAUAUUAAGGUGCAGAAGAUUGGUGAAGGAUCCUUUGGAAAAGCAAUUCUGGUCAAAGCUAAAGAAAACAGCAGACAGUAUGUUAUUAAGGAGAUAAACAUCUGUAAGAUGUCCAAUAAAGAGAGAGAAGAAUCAAGGCGAGAAGUUGCUGUGUUGGCAAACAUGAAACAUCCAAAUAUUGUACUGUAUCGGGAAUCAUUUGAAGAAAAUGGCUCUCUCUAUAUAGUGAUGGAUUACUGCGAAGGAGGGGACCUAUUUAGACGAAUAAAUGCUCAGAAAGGCAUCUUGUUCUCAGAAGAUCAGAUCAUGGAUUGGUUUGUACAGAUUUGUUUAGCACUAAAACAUGUACAUGACAGAAAAAUUUUGCAUCGAGAUAUAAAGUCACAGAAUAUAUUUUUAACCAAAGAUGGAACAAUACAACUGGGAGACUUUGGAAUAGCUAGAGUUCUUAACAGUACUGUAGAGCUGGCUCGCACUUGCAUAGGAACACCGUACUAUUUGUCACCUGAAAUCUGUCGGAACAAACCUUACAACAAUAAAAGUGACAUAUGGGCUCUUGGUUGUCUCUAUGAAAUGUGCACACUUAAGCAUGCAUUUGAAGCUGGUAACAUGAAAAACUUGGUACUGAAGAUAAUUUCUGGAUCUUUUACUCCUGUUUCUCUGCAUUAUUCCUACGAUUUACGUAAUCUGCCACAAUUAUUUAAAAGGAAUCCUAGGGAUAGACCAUCAGUCAACUCCAUAUUGGAGAAUCUUUAUAGCCAAACGAGUGGAAAAUUUCUUACACCACAGCUUAUUGCAGACGAAUUCAGUCACAAAGUGUUCCACAAGUUUGAUGCCCCUGUUGCACCAGUAAAAAGACCAUCUCAAGGACAAAUUUGGGCUUCAGCUGUGCCAGCUCAGAAAAUUACUAAACCUGGCAAAUAUGGAGUGCCUUUAAUGAUCAAGAAAUCUGGUGAUGCAUCUAAAAAAUUUCAUGAGAGGAAACCAUUAGCUAAUUUAGACAGACAGGCCCAUCCAACUCCAAUGAAGAAAAUGAAUCCAGGAGAAGAAAGGAGGAAAAUGUUUGAGGAAGCCCCAAAAAAGAGAAAAUUCGAGUUACUUGAGAAAGAAAAACGACAAAGAGACCAGAUUGGUUUACUGAAAGCUGAGCAGAUAAGAAGACUGCAAAAGGAAAGGAUGGAACGGAUAAACAGAGCCAGGGAACAAGGCUGGAGAAAUGUGCUUAGUUCAGGUGGAAGUGGUGAAGUUAAGGCACCAUCUUUUGGUGGUGGAGGAGGUGUUGGGCCUUCCCCUGUGCCUGCCAGAGGACAGUAUGAACACUACCAUGCUAUCUUUGACCAGAUGCAACAGCAAAAGGAAAAUAUUAAAGUAGGUGAGGAAAGAGAAACCAGAUGGAGAGCAGAAAUGCGAAGUCAGGAUGCUGUUGAAAGAGGAGUUCCACCUGGAGUACGUCCAGGAUUUCCUAAUGGGCCUGAUGGUCAUCACCAUUUACCAGAUGCUGAUGCAAUUAGGAAAAAAAUCAAAAGAUUGAAGGAGGUGUCUAAACAAGCCAAUGCAAACAGGCAAAGAGGAUGGGUAGCAGCAGAAAGAGCAAAACAAGUUGAAGAAUUCUGGCAACGAAAGAGGGAAGCUAUGCAAAACAAAGCUCGUGCUGAAGGACAUAUGGGUACACUGCAAAACCUGGCAGCUGUCUAUGGAGGCAUGCCCAUUUCUGCAAGAGGAAGGAAAUCCGGAAACAAGGAGGAAGAGGAAUACUUGGCAAGAUUAAGACAGAUCCGACUUCAAAACUUCAAUGAACGCCAGCAGAUUAAAGCUAAACUUCGUGGAGAAAAGAAUGAAGCUGACAGUUCUGAAGGACAAGAUGCAAGUGAAGAAGCAGAAUUGAGACGCAAAAAAAGUGAAGCACUAAAGGCCCAAGCAAAUGCACGAGCUGCAGUUUUGAAAGAGCAACUAGAGCGAAAGAGAAAGGAGGCAUAUGAAAGAGAGAAGAAAGCUUGGGAAGAACAUUUGGCAGCAAAAGGGGUAAAGAAUCCUAUGGUGCCUUUUAAUGUGUCGGCAGCUGAGGUUAGUCCUGUGCCUGGGCAACAAGAACCUGGAAGACCGCCUCCCAAACCACAACUUCCAUUGAAGCCCAGUACACCAGUUAUCUCUAUAACUUCAGCUUUGAAGGAAGUGGGUGUGAAUGAAAAUACAACUGCUAUCCAGGAAACCACAGAGGAAAUGAAGAAGGCAGAUCUUGCUGUGCAAAAUAAAAGAGAAAUACUAAGAAGGUUGAAUCAAAAUCUUAAAACACAGGAAGAUGUAAAAGGAAUAAAGGAGCCUAAAGACACCUAUGAGGGAGCUGUGGCUGAAGAAAGUAAAGAAGAAGAAGAAGAUGAUCCACUUCUAGUAGAUCGCAAGAAAUGGGAGGUUGCAGCAGCUGAGCUGGUGGUUCCUUUUGCACAGCUAACUAUGGAAGAAUCGUUUUCAGGGACAGAGAGGCAGACCGUCGGGGAGGUAAUUAAACUAGAUGUUGGUGAACCCCAGAGGAAAGUUUGGGGCAAAAGCCCUACUGAUUCGGUGCUGAAGAUACUGGGAGAAGCAGAGUUACAGCUUCAAACUGAAUUACUGGAGGAAAUAACUAUCACAAAUGAAGUUCCUGAGGAAGGUUCUCAGCCUUUAACAGUGAAAGAAAACAGUGAAGUAAAAAUUGCUUCUUGUAUUGGAAAGAAAUCUUCAGCUCCAGUUGUUGGUAUCAUAGAACCUGAAAGGACAAUACCAGAGGAGUCACAAACACUUAAUGCCAUCCAAGUGCCAUCCAGACCUGUUGUGGUAGAUGAGCUGGAUGAUUUGGAAGAAGAAAUAUUGGAAGAAACUGAAAAAAAUAAGUGCAAAAGUGACCAAUUUCUCAUCACUGUUCAUGAUGUGUGGGUUAAAGAAAGGGAAGCAAUGACGAUGUAUGAGCCACAAGAAGAUACUGCCUGUCAGAAAGAUGAUGGUGAUGAAGCAGCUUUGGAGAAGGAAAUGCCACAUAAUGCGCAACCGCAUGAAGAAGAUUUUCCUGACACUUGUCUCAGUGACUCUAUGCAACCUGAACCCUUUUUCCAGAAGGUGCCACAACCACAAGCCAUACCAACAACCUCACCAGUUCUGUCAGCUCAGUCUUCACUGGAAGAGCCUUUUCCACCUCGUUCACGAUCUGUAUCGCCAGCAAAAAGGAAAGGCAAAAGUUCAUUACUGAUUGGGCUCUCUACUGGCCUGUUUGAUGCAAACAAUCCAAAGAUGUUAAGAACGUGUUCACUCCCAGAUCUUUCCAAGUUAUACAGAACACUAGUUGAUGUUCCCAUUGUAGCAGAUGUACAACAUCAAGACAACCUUGAAAUAGAGGAUAUGGAAGAUGAGCAUGUCAAAGAAGGGCAUUCUGAUUCUGAAGACAUUACAUUUGGUGAGGCAGAUACAGACUUGCGGGCGCUUCAGGCCUCAAUGGAACAGUUACUUAGGGAGCAGCCUAGUGAGGAAUUGAGUGAAGAGGAGUUGUCUACCUUAAAGGCAGAUACUGCAGCACGCAUAACAAAUGGUACAGAGCAGGAUGAUGAGGAUUGCAACAACCCCAGCAGUGAAAGUGUACUUAAUGAAGAAUGGCAGUCAGACAACAGUGAUGGGGAUAUUGCCAGUGAAUGUGAAGCAUAUGACAGUGUCUUCAGCCAUUUGGAAGAGUUGAGAUAUAAUCUGGAGCAGGAAAUAGGCUUUGAUAAAUUCAUUGAAGUUUAUGAUAAAAUAAAGGCAAUACAUGAAGAUGAAGACGAGACUAUUGAUAUUUGUUCAACAAUAGUUCAGAAUAUUCUGGGAAAUGAAUAUAAACAUCUGUAUGCCAAAAUUCUUCAUUUAGUGAUGGCAGAUGGAGCCUAUCAAGAAGAUAAUGAUGAAUAAACCUGAGUCAAGAAGUGUGAUAUGUAGGUGUCUGGAUUCUUACAGCAGAAUUGCAAGUUACGAUGGAAAAUGUAAUAAUAACUGAAUAAGGAGCAGGAAAGUGGGAGACAUAAGAAAAGUGUGCUGAUUGCAUGAAAAAGAUGGAAAAACAUGCCUAUAUUUCAGAUGAGAUGUUUAUGUAUUUCCUUUAAUAUGUUUCCUCAUUUUUAAAGUUACCUGCUGCAGAAAUUACACUUUAUCUUAAAAAUUUCAACUAAAGUAUACAGAGGAUGGCUCAGAAGAUGUGUGGUUUUUUUUAAAUCAAGAUAGAUUUAUCAUGUAAUAGAGGCCUUGCCAUAUUAACUGUUGGCUGUUAGGUGUAAGGAGUUAAAAGGAUUACUAUGUUUUGAAAAUACCUGCUUCUAGCUCUUCACUACACACUAAAAAUAAUUCUAUUUAUCCCUACUAAAGAUUGUAUUUAAUUUUCAGUUGACCAGCUAGACUGUAUUUAAAUAAUUACAUUGUAUCAGUGGCCCAAGUAUGAAUAUUUCAUGUUUUUUAGAAUAAAACUGGUAGCAUGUUGAAGUUUCAAUUUGUCAUUUUUUAACCAGUGUCACCUAAAUUAUCUUAAUAGAUUUUUGCAAGUUGAGGCAAACUGAUCUUUAUCAUGUCAUUGAAAAACUUAUUUUUUUUCCAAAGGAGUAAUGGAGAGUUGGAACUGGAGAGUUUCUGCCAUAAUCUUUCUAGCAGAGACAUUAAUACUUCAAAUUUUGCUACUUCUCUAACUCUAAAGCUGUGCCAAAGUUAAGGCUGCUCUUCUUUUUUUCCCCUCCUGCCACACAGAGAAAAAGAAAAUUGGAUAAUAUAUCUUUGUUAAAUACUUAAAUACUAUGUUACUGUUGUCAUUUUGACACUGAUGAUUUGUUGUGUGAGCUCCCAGGACUGUAUAAACCUAGAUUUUCCCUGUACUCUGUUCCUCUGUCAGAGGGAGCACCAUACCGGCAAAAUAAGGUGUGUUUUUGUUUUUUUUCCCCCAGAGACAAUGACUAGAAAGUGUUACUAGUCUGUGUGUACAAUAGGUCAAGUAUUACAGAUCAAAUGAAACUUAGAAUUUUCACUUAUUCUGUUGGAGAGGGAUGGAUUUUCAAACCCUGAGUAAUAGCAAUCUCAGUUGGAAAAAUUUAAAAGUCAAAUUAUUUUAGUAUUAAGUUAAAGUUAAUGUGUACAUUAUUUCUAAUCUUCAUAAAUAAAUAUUUGAUUUUUGUAUAACUGUUUAUUUUUAUGAUAUUAUUACUAUUAAAAAUUCCUUUCUUGCCCAUUGCAGGGGGGCAGGAGGGUAAAACAGUGUUAAAUUCUUUUUGCUUCUGUGGAAUUGUUUGUUUCUUUACAUGUUUUAGAACCAAAGUGUCAGAUUAAUUGGAGGAAGAGGGUCAAAAUCCAUUGUUCCCUUGGCUGGGUUAUAAAUUUAGGAAUCCACAGUGAAAUCCCACUGAUGUCAGUGGGAGAUUUGUACAAAGAUCAGAGGUAAAUGGUCGUGAUGUAUUACCUAAAGUUUCAGUUAUUAUUUAUUCAGUACCUUAAUGUUUCUACUGAUUCAGACAAUACUAACUUCACCUUUAUGACCUAUGCUCUUCCUUUCUUGUGUUUCCCCAUGUUUUCUCUUGUUUCUCUUUGUGUUUACUAUGUCUUUUUUUUUUUUUUAAUUCCUUCUGCAUUUCAUUUUCUUCAACAACUCUGUUCUUCCCUCCAGGCUUUAUUCUCUUCCUCUUCCCCAUUUAGUCCACUGAAAUGAUCAACAGUGAAGUAGUUAAGCUUGACAGUUCAAAUGUCUAUAGAGAUAACUGUAUAAAAAGAUUAACUGGGAAUGGGGGAACUCACAGCUUUUAAAUUCAUUGUUUCAAGCUGUCUGCAGACUCAGAUGCACCCUUUGACACUGGUUCUAGUUCAUAUUUUCAACGUUAACUUUGUAAUUGUUUAGAAACAAGAUUUAAAAAAAAAAUCACAGAUUCUUCAGGAUCUGAAUAUGCCAUUUAGACCACAAAUAUACAUCAAAUUAGCUGUUGGAUGCUUUUGUUCUAGAAUCUUGAACUUCCACAGAAUUCCUGAGAUGAAAUCCUAGCCCAGUGAUGUCAAUGGAAAUUUUGGUAUUGACUUCGGUGGAACCAGAAUUUCACGUAAAUGUGUGUUACUUCUAACACACAACCUACACUAGGCAUGGCUUGCUUCCUAUAAGAGUAGGAAGUUUUGGCCAUACUGAGUGGAAUACAAGCUUUUAAGAUGAUGAUAGUACUUUAGCCAGUUAACUUUGUGCAGAAUACAUGCAUAUUUUUUCACAUUUAAAAAAGAGAAUAAUCUCAAGGCCCUCCAACCAAUUCUGAGUUCUCCUAAAUCCCUCAAGAGCUAAUUUAAGGUGCAUGAAAUAGCAAAUAAGAAUAUUAUUCAAGUGUGGAAAAAUCAAUCUCUCCACAUUUAGAAUAAUAUUAAUCUAUUUGUACCCAGAAGAGGAUCAAUACUAAUGUUUGCAGAUUUUAGUCUGUGUAGAAUAAUUAUAUUUUUAUGUCAAUUGUUUAAAUACUUGGUUGGCAGUUAACAUAAAACACCAGCCAAUUAUAGGAGGAGGUUGUCCAUAGCAUGUGUAGUAUUUUGAAUGUAAGUUAUGGCAAUUUAUUUCAAGAAAUGCUCUUUAGGCUCAGCACUUACUGAGCCUUAAAAUUAUUUAAGGGAAAAGAUCACUUAUUGAGGAUCUAAUUUUGUAAUGACUUUCCAUUGUAGAAAAAAAUUAAAAUUAGACCACUGUGGGUCUGAUCCUUAAGCUCUGUGCAUUCAGAAUUCCUGUUUACUGCAAAUUGAGUUUUGAGCUUCUUCCCUCAAUUUUUUCACUCCUUCCCCCCAUCAGAACACAGUUGCCCAAACUGAGCAAGCUGAAAGCCAAGAGGUGCUCUGUAUGCAAAGAAACUUUUAAGAGCCUCAGAAAGAUAGUUCUCCACGACUGCUUCUGGUAUGGGGACCAUCAGUCUGCCAGGCAAAGGCAUUCUGAUUCAGAACAUAUUGUCAGAGCCUCUAGUCCCGGGUACCAUCCAUGCCAGAGACCCUCCAAGUGGCAUGAGAGAUUAUCCCUCUUGGUGCUGCCCGCUCUGGCCCCUGCGGGGCCCCAGUCAUGGUGUAAACCUGCAGUUGGAUCACCAUAGUCUCUACCUCUAUGGCAACGCUUCCCUUUGCAGAGGAGGUCUGGCCAGCGAUCACCCUCUUGCAGCUGACACGUGUCUGACAAUGAUAGGCUUGAGGUGUGGCUCACCGGUAACCGGGUGCAGACAUCUAGAGGCACGUGCCCUGCAGCAGGAGUUUCAGAGUUCGUGCCCAGAAUCUCUGCAGCACCAGUACCAUUCCAGGCACAGGUCAAGGGAAUGACGGUACUGUCCCCAGACCAUCGCUGAUCCCCCCAGGACGGUGUCACUGCAUGCAGCUGCAUCUUCAUGACACCAAGCCCAUUCUGGUUCCCAGUCCCACUCCACGUCCCAGUACUGCUUGUUAAACAUGAGGCGUAGAUGACCAGCCUGGUGCCACCACGGAUCUGCCGUUCCAGGCACUCGUUGAGCUCAGCCAGACCUAACUCCGGGAGGAGUGUCCGGUACUGAUUGGGACAGAGCCAUCGUUCAGCCCGGUCUUGGUCACAGGGGAGCUACCGCUUGGGAUCCAGCUCAGAUUCAGAAUGAGGUUCCCUAGCUGCAAGACAAGCUCCAAUACCUAUGUGGAUGACACCGCAGCUGGCCCCGUGGCCUCAGUCUCCAUGGCUGUCACAGUGGUACCCAGGGAACCAAUGGGGAUUCACUCAGGCCUCCUGUCAUAAACAGAUAGCUAAGGGUUAACGUCUCUUUCACCUGAAAAAAAAAAAAAAGUAACCUGAAGCA